This is a messenger RNA of Diatraea saccharalis (sugarcane borer), 741 nucleotides long. NCBI's taxonomy places the organism in Eukaryota, Metazoa, Arthropoda, Insecta, Lepidoptera, Crambidae. The record is from the annotation of a GenBank genome assembly.
AUGUUGCAACGUUUCCGUGUGGUUGCGCAUGAUGCGCGCGCGCGUUCGCGCACUUCGCGACGUCUCCCAAAUGAUACAACCUCUGCCAAAGAUGAAGAAACAACCGACGCAGAUGCGGCGUACGACGUAACGCAUUAUUUCGUGGAUGACGUCACCGAUCCGUGGAGGGAGGGUGAUGCGUUGGAGCGCGAACGUCUUUCUCAGCACGCGGCGUUGCGCGAGUUGGUCUCCCGGGGUGAUGUUGCACAGCUGAAGGCGAAGCUGGCCAGCCUCGGGAAUAAUGCUGGACUAAUAGUGAACCUAACUCCUGGCGGAGCCAACACGCUAUUUGCCUGUGAGGCGGGGCUUACAUCAGUGGUUGCCGCGUUAUUAGAAGCAGGCGCUGACGGUCGCUGUCACCCUAUCACUCGGUACGGGCCGUUAUAUGUGGCCUGCUAUCAAGGUCACCUGGAAAUAGCCAAGCUGCUGCUGGCGCACUUCCCCACCGCUGUUCAGAGUGAAAAUUCGUCCGUAACUCCGGAGGUGGAUAGUCGUUCCAGCGAAGCAGCCAAGGCAUUAAGUCCACAACGCGGCGGUAUCUCACUCGGCAUACACGCUAUAGUGAGCAAACUUACAGGCGGGGGAUCAAAACAGUUGUUGCGGGGGACAGCUGUGUGGGCGUGGCCGUUCGCACCAAUAAUGCACGUUUGCUACGUGCUCUACUACGCGCCGGCGCAACGCCUGAUGCUCCCGCUGCACUAA